AUGAUUGAAGGGAAGUGACGUCACGAAUACAUAUGGCGUUUGAUAUGUGACAUCGGUAAACACGGAGCCCUGAGAAUGUAGAUGUUUACCUGGUUUUCUGCUAUAAACAACAUUUUACUGAGUGCAGUCUAACCAGGAACUAUGGGGAGUCAUAUACUCAUUGUGUUCUUGUGGGUGUUACCUUUGGCAAUGACUAUGACUACAUUGAAAAUCCAAAAUCAGCCCCUUGUGAGCCGGAACCUGUACGAACAGGAGCCGACUGAGUUCGAGCUGGAGUGCAUUACAUGUACCGGCGGCUCCGGUGGACCCUACUCCAUCUCUCGGAAGUCUGUCACACCAUCCAACGACGCCUGUAGCAACUGUUUCCAAGUAUAUGACAACAUCAACGGCCAGCCACUAAAUGCCUUCUGUCUGUACUUCCUCCCGAGCCAGGGAACGCUGAGCUACCAAAGACAACGUCGAUACACUGUCACGGUCGAGUGUCUGGACUCAGUGGGUGACAGAGUGGAGGCUGAUAUCGAUGUCAGGAUCCGGACAAAUGAACCUCCCUUUUUUAACACAUUUGGAAUAUUCUCUGGUACAUGUAACAUCGCAGCCCAGACUACCACGGCUGGACAGGUUAUUGCAAUUGGUCCGCCGUCCAUCUGGAAUCCUGGGGAUCCGGACAAUGACCCGGUGACCUACACAAUGACCAGCGACCCACCUUCCGACCUGUUUGAGAUCGAAUCAACAACAGGCACUAUUCGAGCAACACGAGAGCUGAAGACGUUCUGUAACCCAUCUAUUUCCUUCACAAUCAACGCACGAGAUACCGACGGAAAUGCUAUCGGGCCGUUCGUUGCGACCUGCAAUGUAAUCAAUCCAAACACGCCUCCCACCAUAUCUAACGUCAACAAGGAGAUCAGCCUGAGCGAGGACACGCUGGUGGGGUCGGCUAUAGUUCUUCCCUACCUACGUACAACACCACUCACACCAAUAGUCACGUAUGACUUCGACACGUUUCCUACGAGUGCUCGCAGUUUUAUCAACAUUACAAAUACACGGGGUUUGGACAGCCUUAUUUUACAAAGGAAGUUGGACUUUGAAUCCCCAACUACUCAGAACUUCAACAUCUCGAUUCGUCCUCAGAACGGCUUCUGCGAACCUAUUGAACACUUCCUCUUUAUCCGAACCACUGACGCCAACGACCCCCCGGUCCUGCUUCCCAAGAAUGUCAGCAAGACUGUUAACGAAGGCGGGGUGCUGAUCGACCCGGGCUGGCUGCUGACAGAGGAGGACUUUGGCGACACCGACAUCUACUCCAUCAUCGGGGGCAACGAAGAGGGGUUGUGGUCAAUUGACCCUUCCACCGGGUUCAUCACAUCCACUGGUAUCAUUGACCUUGACCCUAGCACGAGGGAGAAGAACUGGACCUUACUGGUGCAGGUAGAGGACCGAGCUGGGAGUACAGACAACGCCACCAUCAACAUCGUCGUGGAGGACAUCAACGACAACGCACCAACUUUCACAAUGGCCGUGUUUUCUGUCACUUUGAUGGACUGUGACACACCCAGGAAUCUUGGAACUAUCCUGAUGGCCACAGACUUGGACUCAGACUACAGGAACAAUAAUGUCUUCCAUUUCACAGAGGUUGAAAAUGGUUUUAUCAAAAUCUUCAACGAUGGUACCGCUCUGAUUAAAGCCGUUCCGCCGCUAGGCACCACGAGCACACUGAGCACACGAGUGACGGACCUGGGAGAGGUACCGGGACCCUUGACUUCCACCACCACGGGCAACGUGAUUGUGACAACUGUAGCUUGUACCACGGUGAUUCCAACCACAGUUGUUGUCAAUACAGUCGCCGCUGCUACGGUGGAUGCGAAUGCAAAUGCAAAUGCAAACGCAAAUGCAAACGCUAACGCCGUUGCCGGUCUCAACAGCCUUAUCACUGUUGCGGGGUCUGGAGCAAAUUCGGCGGGCACAGGGUUCGGUGACAUAUUCCUGUGGGCAUUAGCUGGUCUCCUUGGGUUGUUGCUGUUGGCCGCGCUAGCCUACAUGAUCUACAGAUUCUGCGCCAAGCCGUGCACAGGCUCCAGUUCCUGGUCGGAGGGUUGUGGCUGUAACAGAGCGGCGACUCCAAAGCACAUCCGACCUUUCUCCCAAGAGAGAGCAUAUUCGAGACAGAAGGAGGAAUUUAAAACUGCAUCAAAGGAAAUUGAGGAGGAGGAGGAAGAAGAAAUUAUUCAAACAGCAGUGGUUCCGGCACCAGUGACCUAUGGAAACUCGAUUGUGCCACAAGCUAAAGUCAACCGCUACCUUCGUGUACGAAGACUGAUUCCUUUAAAGCAAAAUGUCAAGAUAAAACAAGUGAUUCCUAUUCCGCCGAACCAAGCUGUUCCCUUCAGACAGAACCCACAAGGCCCAGUUUCUCUGCUGUCAACAUACCAGAACGCUCCUACAGGCGCAGUCCUCCCCACGGGGACCAACACUAAGCCCGUACAGGGCGGGGUCAACUAAGCCUACAACUGAAGACGAUGCAGCCGAACAGGACGAUGGGGUCGGAGAUCCUGAAAGUAUGACUGUACACAACGCAGCAUUGAUGAGUCCGAGACAAUUUGCUCGUCUGUAUCCUGCAUCUCCCUGCCAGAUGGGUUAAUGCCAGCUCUCUACUAGCGCCUUUACAACUAUCGUCAGUCAACCUUACGAUGCACGUGAUGCACAUGUGCAUACAACCAGUUUUUAUGGAUUGGGUGGAGAGGAGGGUAAUCACAUGUCCUCUGCGGAUAGUCACCGUUAGCAUUGUGCAGUGACCGUCAAAUCCUUUAAUUCUCCACAUGUACUGACUGCGUGUAUUGUGCUGUGACAGUCAAGUCCUAUAUGUCCCUACACAACAGUCAAGUCAUUUAAUUCCCUUUCACAUUGUGACUGCAUGUGUUGUGCUGUGACAGUCAAGUCCUUUAUUUCCCUACGCGUAGUGACUGCGUGUAUUGUGCUGUGACAGUCAAGUCCUAUAUGUCCCUUCACAACAGUCAAGUCAUUUAAUUCCCUUUCACAUUGUGACUGCAUGUGUUGUGCUGUGACAAUCAAGUCCUUUAUUUCCCUACGCGUAGUGACUGCGUGUAUUGUGCUGUGACAGUCAAGUUCUAUAUGUCCCUUCACAACAGUCAAAUCCUUUAAUUCCCUUUCACAUUGUGACUGCAUAUGUUGUGCUGUGACAAUCAAGUCCUUUAUUUCCCUACGCGUAGUGACUGUGUGUAUUUUGCUAUGACCGUCAAGUCCUAUAUGUCUACAUAGAUUGUGAUCUUGCACAUCAUACUCCUUCUGUUGAGCCAUUUCUCUCUAUUACUGCUCGGUCUAGCAUAAAUUGUCAGAGGUGUGUACUUCUUCGUGCUGUUAAUAUUUUAAAUUAUAGUUUCACAACUAUGGAUGACUUAUAAGUGUCUGUGAUAUAAAAUAUGAUAUUAUUUCCCGUUUGUACAUAAUAAACUUGAU
Molecule: messenger RNA, 3471 nt
Organism: Haliotis rufescens (red abalone)
Lineage: Eukaryota; Metazoa; Mollusca; Gastropoda; Lepetellida; Haliotidae
Product: protocadherin Fat 1-like
Exons: 13
Coding region: 142-2496 (784 amino acids)
Biological process (GO): homophilic cell-cell adhesion
Cellular component (GO): plasma membrane; catenin complex
Molecular function (GO): cadherin binding; calcium ion binding
Source: RefSeq, a predicted model, not a curated record